AUGUUUUUUGGAAAUUUAUUGGAAUUUGCCUUUGUACCAACACAUAAGUAUUUGGACAUUUUGAUGCGAUUUAUUGGAGUCUAUGGUAAAUUAUUCAAGGUUUAUGACGGUCCAUUUAGUGUGGCCUUGAUUGCCACAGAUGAAAAAUUCGUGGAACACAUAUUAAGUUCGAUGGAAUACAUUGAUAAAGCUGACCAAUAUGAUUAUCUAAAAGGAUGGUUAGGCGAGGGACUUUUAGUGAGUACAGAGGCUGCCAUGGGGAUUAAAUUAAAUGCGCAAACGGAUUCUACGUCUCCAUAUGUCAGAAGUACAAAAUCGAUGUGCUACAUAAUGAUGAAACGAAUUUUAUCUCCUUUAGAUCCUUCCUUGUAUCCUUUCACUUUAAACUAUUAUCUUGAAAAGAGAGCCUUAAAGGUACUUCACGCACACACUGACAACGUUAUUGACAAAAAAAUAUCCGAAAAAACGCAAACAAAAGAUAGUGCAGUUGAUAAUAACACAAACAUUGGUAUAAAGAAAAAGCUGGCGUUUUUGGAUCUACUCUUAAAUUGUACAGUGGAUGGAAAACCUUUAUCAAGGACUGACAUUAGGGAGGAAGUAGAUACUUUCAUGUUUGAGGGUCACGAUACAACAUCGUCUGCCAUUAGUUUUGCAAUUUUUUCUUUGGCCAACAAUCCCGAAGUUCAGGUAAAAUAA
Messenger RNA from Diabrotica balteata, 696 nucleotides. The record is from the annotation of a GenBank genome assembly. Lineage: Eukaryota; Metazoa; Arthropoda; Insecta; Coleoptera; Chrysomelidae.